AUGGUGGAAAGGGAGGGCCAUAUAAAAAUAACCGAUUUCGGAAUGUGCAAGGAAGGCAUCAUUGGAGAUGCAACUACUAAAACUUUUUGCGGAACUCCCGAUUAUAUUGCGCCAGAGAUCAUUCUCUACCAACCCUACGGGAAAUCGGUUGACUGGUGGGCGUUUGGGGUGCUAUUGUUCGAAAUGUUGGCAGGGCAACCACCAUUCGAUGGAGAAGAUGAGGAUGAACUCUUCACCGCCAUCACAGAACACAGCGUUUCAUAUCCGAAGAGCCUAUCGAAAGAAGCCGUUUCAAUUUGUAAGAUGUUACUUAACAAAAAUCCUAGCAAGCGAUUGGGUUGCUCGUUAGACCUCAGCGCAGCUGAACUGGAUGUGAAGGAGCAUCCCUUCUUCAGGCGGAUCGACUGGCAUAAAAUUGAGACUCGUCAAGUUCAACCACCUUUCAAACCAAAACUGAAGUCGCCAGAUGAUGUGUCCAACUUCGAUUCGGAAUUCACCCAUGAAGCACCACAACUGACGCCAAUUGAUCGCCUUUUUCUCAUGAAUGUAGAUCAGACCGAGUUCGAGGGCUUCUCCUACGUCAAUCCAGAAUAUGUGCAAGAGAUCUGA
This is a messenger RNA of Ostertagia ostertagi, 609 nucleotides long. Lineage: Eukaryota; Metazoa; Nematoda; Chromadorea; Rhabditida; Trichostrongylidae. The record is from the annotation of a GenBank genome assembly.